AUGGCCAGGUGGCAAGAUAAGUUAUUUCUCACAAUUCCCAGAUGGAAAAGUGGAGUAGCCUCCACAUUGGCCUAUAUACCACUUAAUGAAACCAUUGGGAAAACCAAAACUCCAGAGUUGAUACCAUAUCCAAAUCUGAAGUAUAACACUCUACCUGAAAUUCCUAAAGAUUAUAAAUGCUGUGAUAAAAAGUUAUACGAAGAUGAAAAUUUACUUUCUGUAUUCAGAAUUAGGGUUGACGAAUGUGAUAGACUUUGGGUAUUAGACGCUGGAUCUAUUGACAUAAUUGAACAACCGAUCAAGCUAGCCAAACCAGCUUUGUUAAUUUACGAUCUGAAUACCGACAAACUCAUCAGACGAUACACAUUUAAAGAUUCGGAUUUCAACGACAAUUCGUUCUUCGCUCAUAUGGUACUGGACCCACGUAGUUGCAAUGACACCAUCGCUUAUAUUUCUGAUCCAAAUGGCUAUGGGCUCGUAGUAUACUCAUUUGACGCAGAUGAAUCCUGGCGAAUUGAACACAACUAUUUCCACAGCGAUCCUUUGUCAGGACAAUACGAUGUGGGUGGUGUUCAGUUUUUCUGGCCUGAUGGAGUCUUUGGAGUUGCUUUGUCUAAAGUCCAGGAUGAUGGAUUCCGUACUGCUUAUUUCCAACCUGGUGCUAGUAGCAAGCAAUUUAAAGUUUCUACGAGGGUUCUUUCAAAUGCUUCAUAUGCGAACAGUUUCGAUGCAUUCCACGAAUUUAAGCUUAUUGGUGAUAGAGGACCAAAUGCUGAAUGUACCUCAAGCUACAUGGAUGAAGAAUCUGGUGUAGUAUUUUAUGCCGAAAUAAAUAAAUACAGUAUCACAUGCUGGAAUUCUGCAAAACCAUAUAUUGUUUCAAAUUUAGGUCUUGUUGAUUACGAUGUAGAAAAGUUAAUAUUUCCAGAUGAGAUAUUUAUUGAUUCUGAGAAAAAUGUGUGGAUACUUUCAAACAAAAUGCCGCAAUUUUUAUAUAAAAAACUGGAUCCUAAUGAAAUCAACUAUCGCAUACUGAAAGUAAAAGUCAAAGAUGCAAUUUCAGGAACUCCUUGUGAGGAAGCAACUACAUAAAAAUAACUCUUCACACUAGCAGAAGUGUAAAAGUUAUCAUAAAUUAUUAUUUGAA
Molecule: messenger RNA, 1147 nt
Organism: Ctenocephalides felis (cat flea)
Lineage: Eukaryota; Metazoa; Arthropoda; Insecta; Siphonaptera; Pulicidae
Product: protein yellow-like
Exons: 8
Coding region: 1-1092 (363 amino acids)
Cellular component (GO): extracellular region
Source: RefSeq, a predicted model, not a curated record